This is a messenger RNA of Chelonoidis abingdonii (Abingdon island giant tortoise), 998 nucleotides long. Its product is annotated as serine protease 27-like. The record is from RefSeq and is a predicted model, not a curated record. Gene Ontology annotation, molecular function: serine-type endopeptidase activity. Gene Ontology annotation, biological process: proteolysis. NCBI's taxonomy places the organism in Eukaryota, Metazoa, Chordata, Testudines, Testudinidae.
CUCUUAUCAUCAGGGAACACUUAUAAUUAUUUAUACUUUCCCCAUUUUAGCUCCCUUGCCUGGGGAUAAUGCAUUUCCCUCUUUUCUUCCCAGCCUGUGGCAAGCCGUUAGUCUCAGGGCGCAUCUUGAAUGGUCAAGAUGCCAAGGCCGGGGCCUGGCCCUGGCAGGUCAGUGUACAGAGAUACGGUUCUCACAUCUGCGGCGGUUCGCUCAUCUCCGAGAGCUGGGUGGUGUCAGCAGCUCAUUGCUUCGAUUCGUCUGCAGCCAAUUCAUCAUAUCGGGUGCUGCUGGGUGAAAACAGGAUUGUCGGUGAGACCCCAACCCAGAUGUUCUCAUCGGUGAAGAGGGUCGUCCCCCAUCCCAAUUACAACAGUAGCACUUUCCUUGCCGACAUCGCUCUGGUAGAGCUGGAGAAGCCAAUUGCAUUCACGGCCUCCAUCAGCCCUGUGUGCCUGCUCGAUGCCUCCGUCCGUGUGCCUGCUGGAGACGCCUGCUGGGUGACAGGCUGGGGGAACGUUCACCCCGAAGUGAGUUCUUCCCUAGCGGAGACACUGCAGGAGCUGGAGGUGAUCACCGUGGACACCACAGUCUGCAACGAUCUCUUCCGGGAAGCAUUACAAAAGCCUGCGGGUGACAACCCCAUCAAAGAGGACAUGAUGUGUGCCGGGCACAUGGAAGGCUAUAAGGGGACGGCCCCGGGUGACUCUGGGGGACCCCUGGUGUGUGAGGAGGACGGGACCUGGUACCUUGCUGGGAUUGUGAGUUGGUUACUGAAAAGACUGAACAGUGUUGCUGCUGGUUACCCCGGGGUCUACAACCGCCCGAAUGUCCACAACGAUUGGAUCCAGGAGAAUGUGCCUGGUGUGAGUUUCAUGGUGGUGAACUUCACUUUGAACAGUGCCAGUCCCUCUACCACCGUCACUACGAACAGUGCCGGACCCUCUGCCAGCAUCCCCGAGAUCCUUCUCCUCACUGUGCUUCUGUGGCUGACCUUGUGA